Oppia nitens is the source of this 782-nucleotide messenger RNA. RefSeq names its product mucin-6-like. The transcript has 3 exons. Lineage: Eukaryota; Metazoa; Arthropoda; Arachnida; Sarcoptiformes; Oppiidae. The record is from RefSeq and is a predicted model, not a curated record. Bases 273 to 704 code for a protein of 143 amino acids.
AUAAUAUAUCGGUAACCAAUGUUAGCAAUCAAGUGUUAAGGUUUUUUUUCAUACGUUUAUAUAACACUUAAAUUCAGACAUAAAACAAAUUAAAAUUAUAUAUACAGUACUAGUCUGGUGUUCAUAGUUUACUAAUUUUUUUUUUUUUGAAACCAUUCUAGAGUCAGACAUAAAUUUAUUUUGUCAUUUAAUUGUGUCAAAUAUUCAAUAAUAUUUUUAUUAUCAAUUAACAAAAAAAAGUAAUAUUAUAUUAUUUUUAUUUUUUGAAAAAAAUGUCGACAAAACUCAUCGUAUUGUUUGCCAUAAUAUUUUGUUCGGCUAUUUGUGGCCGGGCACAGGAAAGGGAUUGUUUGGCUAACGAGGUGUACAAUUCGUGUGGUUCCGCCUGUCCUGAGACAUGUGAAUCGGUACGCAACCCGAACAGUGCUACACAAGCGUGUACUAUGAACUGUGUGGCCGGUUGUUUCUGUCGGGACGGUUACGUCAAAGACAACAAUCAGUGCGUUCCCCGACAAAACUGUUUGCCGUCCGGUGCCACGGGCUCGAUCAGUGAGUCGCGUAAGACCGCUGCCGGUGAUAGAGAGUCGGCCAGCGGUGGCGACAGUGCUGGUCAUUCAGCCAUUCACGUACACUCAUUUGGCACACAACUGAUCGCAAUAGUGGCCACUUUCCUCCUCUAUUUAACAGUUAAAAUGCUUUACUAAUGAAAUAAUAAUGUAUUUGUUUGUCUGUGUGUUGUAUCAUAUUUUUAAUGUAUAACAUUUAUAAUAAAAAUAAUAAUA